Seriola dumerili (greater amberjack) is the source of this 4713-nucleotide messenger RNA. It is a transcript of the gene pde6b, whose product is annotated as rod cGMP-specific 3',5'-cyclic phosphodiesterase subunit beta-like. The transcript has 24 exons. Gene Ontology annotation, molecular function: 3',5'-cyclic-nucleotide phosphodiesterase activity; protein binding. Lineage: Eukaryota; Metazoa; Chordata; Actinopteri; Carangiformes; Carangidae. Gene Ontology annotation, biological process: signal transduction; retina development in camera-type eye. Bases 247 to 2763 code for a protein of 838 amino acids. Gene Ontology annotation, cellular component: photoreceptor outer segment membrane. The record is from RefSeq and is a predicted model, not a curated record.
CCCUCUGCCUUCUCCUCAGGGCUCUCCCUCUCUCAGUGCGCUCAUCCCACCAACAGGGGGGAUUAUUUUAUUUUUUUUAACCUGCAUUUGAAUGUGCCCACUUCUGUCUUCCCCCUUGCUGUGUAAUACCUGGAGAAAGUUGGAGGUAGCUCAUUUAGAGCAACGUUGGACCGAUCGGGAGCUCCAUCACUGAGCUGAAGAGGGAGAAGACAGGAGCAUUCGAGAGAAGAGGGGGAAGAAAGAACCAUGGGUGCGCAAAAGGAAGAUGUGGAAAAGUUCCUCAAAGGGAAUCCUGCAUUUGCUUCUCAGUACUUUUCCAAGAAGAUCAGCCAGUUCCAGGAGCUCAGUCAGGUUGAGGAAAGCCUGAUCAUGUAUGACCUGAUCAAAGACAUGCAGGAGAACAUCAACGUGGAAAAAGUGGUCUUCAAGAUCCUGAAGAGGAUCACCGCUCUCAUCCACGCUGACCGCUGCAGCUUGUUCAUGUACCGGCAGCGGAACGGCAUCGGAGAGCUUGCCACAAGGCUUUUCAAUGUCAGCACGGACUCGGAGUUGGACGACUGUGUGGUGCAACCAGACUCUGAGAUCGUCUAUCCGCUGGACAUGGGAAUAGUCGGCCACGUGGCCCUGACCAAGAAGACUGUUAAUGUGAAAGAUGUCACAGAGAACCAGUACUUCAGCUCAUUUGUCGAUGAACUCACAGAUUACCAGACCAAGAACAUUCUGGCUACGCCCAUCCUCAACGGUAAAGACAUGGUGGCAGUGAUCAUGGCUCUAAACAAGACCACGGGACCACAUUUCACUGCUGAGGACGAAGACCUUUUUUUAAAGUAUCUGAAAGUUGCCUCAUUGAACUUGAAGAUCUACCAUCUGAGUUACCUGCACAGCUGUGAGACACGUAAAGGAAUGCUGCUGCUAUGGUCUGCCAACAAGGUAUUUGAGGAGCUGACAGAUAUUGAGCGACAGUUUCACAAAGCCUUGUACACAGUCCGAGCCUACCUCAACUGUGACCGCUACUCUGUCGGCUUACUGGACAUGACAAAGGAAAAGGAAUUCUUUGACAUCUGGCCUGUGUUGAUGGGAGAGCAGCCACCUUACUCUGGUCCUGUAACUCCUGAUGGCAGGGAGGUAAUUUUCUACAAAGUGAUUGAUUAUAUAUUACAUGGAAAAGAAGACAUCAAAGUCAUACCCAAUCCACCUGCAGAUCACUGGGCCUUGAGCAGCGGCCUGCCAACUUAUGUUGCUGAGAGUGGUUUUAUUUGUAACAUUAUGAACGCAGCUGCUGACGAGACGUUCCAGUUUCAGACUGAGCCACUUGACAGCAGUGGUUGGACCAUAAAAAAUGUUCUGUCGCUGCCAAUUGUCAACAAAAAAGAAGAGAUAGUAGGAGUGGCCACUUUUUACAACAGAAAAGAUGGAAAGCCUUUUGAUGAUCAGGAUGAGCAGCUCAUGGAGGCUUUGACCCAGUUCCUGGGCUGGUCAGUUUUGAACACCGACACUUACGACAAAAUGAACAAGCUCGAGAAUCGGAAAGACAUUGCUCAGGACAUGGUGCUCUACCAUGUCAAAUGUCGGGAUGAUGAGAUUCAGAACAUCCUGAACACCAGAGAGGUCCACGGCUGUGAACCCAGAGAUUGUGAAGAGGAUGAGCUCCUAGCUAUGCUGAAAAAAGAUCUCCCUCCAUUGAUUAAGAAGUUUGAGAUCUACGAGUUCCGCUUUUCAGAUUUUAACUGCACAGAGAUGGAUCUGGUGAAGUGCGGGAUCCAGAUGUACUAUGAGGUCGGGGUGGUCAAGAAGUUCCAGGUCCCUCAAGAGGUGCUGGUUCGGUUCAUGUACUCAGUCAGUAAAGGCUACCGACGAAUCACCUACCACAACUGGCGCCAUGGCUUCAACGUGGGACAGACCAUGUUCACACUAUUAACGACGGGGAUGCUGAAACGGUAUUACACUGACUUGGAGGUAAUGGCCAUGAUAACUGCGGGCUUCCUGCAUGAUAUUGAUCACAGAGGGACAAACAACUUGUACCAAGUCAAAUCUGGUAACCCUCUGGCCAAGCUACAUGGUUCCUCCAUCCUGGAACGACACCAUCUAGAGUUUGGAAAGUUCCUCUUGGCUGAUGAGUCACUGAAUAUCUACCAGAACCUUCACAGGCGACAGGUGGACCAUGUCAUUCAUCUCAUGGACAUUGCCAUCAUCGCCACUGACCUGGCUCUUUAUUUCAAGAAAAGAACCAUGUUCCAGAAGAUCGUGGACCUUUCACACACAUACGAGGAUGAAAAGAAGUGGGUCGACUUCAUGUCUCUAGAAACAACCAGGAAGGAGAUCGUCAUGGCUAUGAUGAUGACCGCAUGUGACUUGUCUGCUAUCACCAAGCCUUGGGAGGUGCAGAGCAAGGUUGCCUUGUCUGUAGCAGCAGAGUUUUGGGAGCAGGGUGACCUGGAGAGGACAGUACUGGAACAGCAACCCAUUCCCAUGAUGGACAGGAACAAGGCAGCUGAGCUUCCAAAGCUACAGUGUGGUUUCAUUGACUUUGUCUGCACGUUUGUCUACAAGGAGUUCUCUCGCUUCCACCCACAAAUCACUCCCAUGCUGGACGGCAUCCUCAAUAACAGGAAGGAGUGGAAUGCUAAAAAAGAAGAGUAUGAAGCUAAACUCAAAGUUAUUGAGGAAGAGAAGGCUGCCAAAGAGGCAGCUGCCGGCAGUAAAGCUGCUGCAAACAACCCCAGCGCCGGGGGUUCUGGCUCCAAGACCUGCUCUGUGUGCUAGAAGGUCAUGAAGCUGUGCACUUGAUGGAGGUGCACAGCUGGACAGCUCACGACAGACUGACUUCAGAAUUACCUUCAGAAUCACAACCAGUCAGCCACUCAGUCUGACCGCCAAGGGAUAAAAAAAUGAAUUAGUAAGGAAGACGGAUACAUGAGUGAAUACAAAGCCCCAAUAGUAUUUCCUCAGAGAAACUGGUUCCAAACAGAAAAAAAAAGCGAACAAGGAGAGAAUCCUCACCGAGGGAGGAGGGUUUUUUUUUUUUUUUAUCUUGAAGGGACACUAACCAGGUGAGCCAAAAUAUGAAUUCAGAACAAGGCAGGACAUCUGGGAAAAACACUCACUGAAGAACAACAGAAGCUGCCAGUCUUGACUACUGCUUCUACUUCAGGGUACAUUUAAACAAAGUUGCCUGUCUUAAAAUUAUUUGUUUUAAAAUUUGAAUCAGGAGAUCAGUGAUUUUUUGAAUCUCAGGUUUUCACUCAUCCUCACACAGUACCUGUUUCCUGACAUUUCGAGGAUUAAGUAUGGAUUAUGUAUUAUGUUAAGAGUGAACGUUCUAUACAAGUAAUUCUUUACUGCAAAGUCCAUGUCACUGUAGACUGUAUAUCAUGUUUGGAGCGCUGUUUUCAAACAUACUGUAUAUUGUACAUUAAUGUAAUAUUCAUUUUAGGGUUUCAGAAUGUAAAUUCAGAUAAUGGGUUGAUUGAACUAUUACUGAAUUACUGUACAUAUAUUCCAAUAUUCCAAAAUGAUACUUUCAUGUUCACUCCUUCCAGUCACUUGACAUUUACAAAUGAGAGUCUGUUUACCUUGACUGCGGAGAGCCAAAGGUAGAUGCCGAGCUCAGGGCUGCUCCAGGAAAAGCUGCAUAUUUGUGAAGAGUAUGGUUAGUACAUAGGAAUAUUAAGGCAAUGGCAUAGACAUUUAACUUUACUGUCUGCAGACAAGCCUGUAGUUGCUUACUCAUGAUGCCUUCUUACUGUACAUACAUCUGAGAGAGUAGCUGAGAUUGUUAUUGUAUUUUAUGAAUAUAAAGUUACAGAUGUCUUAAAUAAAAUAGAGCACAUUGAAAGCCAGUUACAGCUCUGGAAAUUAGUUGGUUCCAGAUAAGAUUUAUUUUAUUAUGAACUGAAUAAUUGGAUUUCAAUUCAUUUGAAGCAUAAAACAAUAGCAGGAGCAAUUAUCUUUCUCCAGCUGCUACAAGUUAUCACCCGAUGGGAAAUUCAUCGCCUGAAUUCAUCGACCUUUCCUUAAUAGGAGCAGGGUUGAGCCGCAACGCACCUCCCGAGGACUAACUCCAGCUCUGAGGCCAGUGUCUUCAUAAUAUUCAUAUGUAUUUUCAUGUCAGAGGAAACAAAACACAAAUAUGGAGAAAAUGCAAACAUCACACAAAAAAAGCAUCAAGUCAGACCUGAACUUAGGUCUGUUGUGAGGCAUUGGUGCUAGCCACUCUCCCAUCAUGUAUCUGUGGUAACCAUCCCUGCGGACGGGCAACGAAGGCUCCAGGGGAACAGAGCUGUUUGAGACAGAGCGAGGGAGCAACUUAACUUCUUGUAAAAACUUGUAUAUAUUCCAUCCCUCCCUGUAAAUAUAAAAAAAAUAUUUUUCUAGUUGAAAUAUAGAUGCUUAUUUUUUAAUUAGGACAUUAGUGUUACAUGCAGGCACUGGCAACCGAGCCAUCAAGUAAUUUUGUUUUCCCCCUUAUAUAUUGAAUUAUGGUUUUAUCGUGCUUGCCUCUUUUUACUGAUAUACAAGUAUUCCACAAGUAAGCACGGCUGUAUCGGUCAUGACCAACUUGUAUUAGGCAAUACAUGUACCUAAAUAUGCUGCAGACAUACCCAGAACAUUUUUAAAUAGACUUUAUUUACCUUAUGGUCAGUAUAUUAAAGCUUGCCUCUUCAUGUGCUCCAUGUGUACAAUGAUGACCCAAAUAAAGCAAAUGUAUUUUUA